AGCAACAGGGACGACGGGAAAUGUAGUUUAAAAAAAAGAUUACCCGAAAUGCAAUAGCAUUCGGGAAAUACCAGGCGGGGAAUAGGAAUAGUAACACCAUGCGAGAAUCCAACCUGUGACAUCUUACACAUUUAAGACUCUAAAAACAUCAAGGAAGACGGUGUUAAACGAAACGGACUGAUAUAAGACUGGUCUGUGUUUCCGGAGGCUAACAUUUGUAGUCCGUUUCUGUUCUGAGCGGAUUUAGCUUCAGAGCUAACGGUCACUAACGUGUUAGCUGUCAUGCUGUGCUGCUGUUAGCUUCUUCAUGAGUAGCUGAGGUCCAGGUCGACAGUUUUAUUAAAUGUGUGUCAUAUUAAGAUAACAUGUCGGGCUUUAACUUCGGCACAGGAACCCUCGGUGCCGCCAACGCCGGGGGAGGAUUCGCGUUUGGAGCUGCAACCAGUGCACCUGCAGCCAGCACUGGUGGUUUCUCUUUUGGGACAGCUCUGGGUGCAGCAGCUCCAGCCCCUGCAGCGGCUGCCACCACCACCACCCCAUCGCUCGGCCUAGGAGGAAGUCUGUUUGGUCAGAAACCAACUGGAGGAUUCUCUUUUAACACACCUGCCUCAAUUGCUGCUGCACCCACAGCAGGCCUUACAUUAGGUGCCCAAGCAACGACGGCUCCAACCACCGGCUUCAGCUUGGCCGGCUUCAACAAGCCCACAGCAUCAGCAACACCUUUCUCCCUCAACGCCGCCUCCACAGCAGCACCUGCAGCACCUGCAGGGGCAGGUUUAACAUUUGGUUCUGUCCUGACAUCUACAGCUCCUCAGCAGCCAGCAGCCUCAGGUUUCACCCUCAACCUUGGUGGCACAACAUCCACAGCGGCUGCGGUCUCUGCCAUCCCAUCACUGGGUGGGAGUCUGUUCUCCAACGCUCCCACUUUAGGUUUGGGUCAGGCCACUCUUGGAGGAGGGGGGUUGAUGCUGGGCUCUCUGCUAGCUGGCUCCACAGUAGCAGCAGCAGCAGCAGCAGCAGCAGCAGCACCUGCACCCAGUGUUGGCCUGGGUGGAGUUGAUUUCAGCACUUCCUCUGAAAACAAGAGUGACACAUCAUCUGGAGCCAGUGCACAGGACAGCAAAGCUUUAAAAGAUGAGAACCUGCCUCCAGUCAUCUGUCAGGAUGUGGAGAACUUUCAGAAAUUUGUUAAAGACCAGAAACAGGUUCAGGAGGACAUCAGCAGGAUGUCAUCUAAAGCCAUCUCUAAAGUCCAGGAUGACAUCAAAAGCCUCAAACAGCUGCUCUCUGUCAGCGCCAGCGGGCUGCAGCGCCAGGCUCUGGCUAUUGACAAGCUGAAGCUGGAGACAGCACAGGAGCUGAAAAACGCUGACAUCGCGCUGCGUACACAGAAGACUCCCCCUGGACUUCAGCAUGAAAACACUGCCCCGUCAGAUUAUUUCCGUAGCCUUAUCGAGCAGUUUGAAGUGCAGCUGCAGCAGUAUCGCCAGCAGAUAGAAGAACUGGAGAACCACCUCACGACGCAGAGCAGCGGCUCCCACAUCACCCCUCAGGACCUGACUCUGGCCAUGCAGAAGUUGUACCAGACCUUUGUUGCGCAGGCUGCUCAGCUCCAGUCUGUCCACGAGAAUGUGAAGAUCUUGAAGCACCAGUACCUUUCCUACCGCCGGGCCUUCCUCGAAGACUCCACAGACGUCUUCGAGUCCAAACGGGCAUCAAACAGGAAGUGGCAGAGUGCGCAGCGAGUCACGACCGGGCCCGCCCCUUUCUCCAGUGUGCCCAACGCUGCAGCUGUGGCCAUGGCAGCCACGUUGACCCAGCAACAGCAGCCAACUCCAGGGACUCAGGCACCCUUGGGGGCAGGGUUUGGAAACCCCUUUGCCUCAGCAGUGGGCACUAGCUUGGGCUCUUCUACCCUCGGAGGUUUUGGUGGUGGGCCAGGAUUUGGUGGGGUGGGGACUGGGGGUUCUUCUUUUGCCUUCUCCUCCACCAGUAAGCCCACAGGAGGCAGUCUGAGUGCAGGUUUCGGUAGCAGCAGCAGUACAGGCUUCAACUUCAGUAACCCUGGCCUCAACCCCUCUGCCGGUCUGACCUUUGGCGUGUCUAACCCGCCGGGUUUUGGAGCCGGAGCGCCUCUCCUCCAACUAAAGAAACCCCCAGCUGGAAACAAAAGGGGCAAGAGAUAGAACCCUGUGAGCGAGCAGCUGACCAGCUUUGAGUUUGUAGCGGGUAAGGCCUGCUCUCCCAAAAGCAUUUGUGCUAUCUUUAUUCAAAUGAGGAAACAUGAAGACAUCAGUGAUUCAAUAAGGACAUCAAUAAAGAUGAGACUUACACAGAAACACAAGAUCCAUUCAAAAUCAUUCAGAGGUAUGCACAUAUCAAACAUUUGGAAAAACCUUUAAACCAAUAAGCAUUAUGUUUUAUAAUGCAGCCGUCUGUGUUCUCCAUGGUUCUCCACUGAUCUGAAGCCAUCUUUGAUCCUGAAUAAACAAAUACAUGAACAGUUCUGAUCUAACAAAAAGUAACCUUGUUCUCCUGAGAUCGGUUCUUUGAAGAAAUUAAAAUUACUCGGCUAAAUUUGAAAAUUGUUUACAUAUUUUUAAACAUGAGUUCACCUAUUUGCAUUGACUCAAAACGUUGCCUGCGCGCCAUUUUCUAUAGCACCACAAUGCUUACGGGAUUGCUAGCCAUACAGAGAGCAGAGUAACUCAGUUAGUUUCUUUAUCCGUCAGGAAUUCUCUCAUCUGAAUAUUGUACACGAGUGAUGUCUUUUCAAGCAUCAAGGCAGACAAACAGAUUCUGUCACUGCACUUGAACGCCUCACAAAAUAAUGACUUGGUCCAAGUCUAGUCCAGGGAAGGGAAACACACGGUAAAGGGACAGUUCAAGUUGAUUGGUAACAGCAUAGUCCCUGCACACAGGUGUCAGCGGGAGGUAGAAUCUGCUCCUAGAUCCUUUUUAGCCACAGCAGAGUGUCCAGGGUGGGUUUUUGGGGAAUCACAGUUUUAUUUUUGUAUCAAGUUGAGAAAGAGAUGACAUUCGGGAGGGGUAAAAGGGGACUAGCGUCUUUGGAUAGUCCAUUAUGUAGUCCACAUAACCUGUGUUGUUUUGCUAGAGUCCAUCCUUGUCAUUGUUUCACAAUUAUGUAUUUCAUCACUUUUUGCUUGCCCCAGUGUCAGAGCUCGGGAGAGGAAACAGUGAGGUGAUGUUAAUGAGAUCCAUCUGAAAGGGGUUUCUCCAGCAGAUUCCAAUGACUCCACUCAUUUUCUAUAUGUACUAGAAUACUUUUGCACUUGCCAGUGUACAUGAGCUGACAGUGGUUGUUUGGAUGUGCAUGUGUGCCUGUUGCACAAGUAUGAAAUAGUCUCUCUGGUCUAUCAUCGUUUCUGACUUCUUUUGAGCGUCAGGUGUGGUUGGGGGAAUAUUCUGCUUUUUUUAAAAACUGUCCAUGUCAGUUUGGUUACCAAAUACUGGUAGUUGUAAUAUUAUUUUCUAAUCACAGUCUAUGUAAACCUGUAUUUUCAAGAUGCUGUUUAAUAAUAAAAUCUUCAAUAUGAUGUUUUGCCUGUUUGUGGCAUCACUUCAAUAAAUGUGCGUGUUGACACAGAA
This is a messenger RNA of Notolabrus celidotus (New Zealand spotty), 3609 nucleotides long. It is a transcript of the gene nup58, whose product is annotated as nucleoporin 58. Gene Ontology annotation, biological process: nucleocytoplasmic transport. Gene Ontology annotation, cellular component: nuclear pore. Gene Ontology annotation, molecular function: structural constituent of nuclear pore. The coding region runs from base 366 to 2186 and encodes 606 amino acids. The record is from RefSeq and is a predicted model, not a curated record. NCBI's taxonomy places the organism in Eukaryota, Metazoa, Chordata, Actinopteri, Labriformes, Labridae. The transcript is spliced from 14 exons.